Molecule: messenger RNA, 666 nt
Organism: Cutaneotrichosporon oleaginosum
Lineage: Eukaryota; Fungi; Basidiomycota; Tremellomycetes; Trichosporonales; Trichosporonaceae
Source: RefSeq, a predicted model, not a curated record
GACAUCGGACACGGAGGAAACUCGAGAACCGAAGGCGAGAACGCAGCCCCUACAGGAGGUGAUCCUUAGAGAAGGAGACCAGCACCGGCAACGGCGCCCAUGACAGCGAGAGCAAUCUCCUUGCCGGGGAUGGUGAGGGCGGCGGCGGCGCCAGCCCGCGAGGUGGCGGCAGAAGCGGCCGACGAAGCACCGCUCAUGACCGACGAGGCGCGCGAGGCGGCGCUCGAGGCAGCGGCCGAGGCCGAAGACUGGACCGACGAGAGAACAGCCGAGGCCGAGGCGACGGCACCCGAGGCCGAGGACUGGACGGCCGACUGCUCAGAGGAAGCCGCGGCGGCAGUCUCCGACGCGGACGAGACGGCGGCGGAACUGGCGGCGGCGCUGUCAGCGGGAGCGGAGGCCGAGGCCGAGGCGCUGCCCUGGCCAGCGCAGAGCUGGCCCUGGAGGGCCUGGGCGGCGGCAACCUGGUCGGGGCACUGCCUGUGGAGCGUCAGCUCAAAGUGCCCACAUGAAUGAAAGACAGAGACGACUCACGCGUUGAUGCAGUCAAGGGCACCCUGGACGAACUGCUGCGACGAGCAGAUGCAGGCAAAGUCGGUGACACCCGAGCAGCCCGAGGCGGUGGCACCCUGGGUAGCGCAGGUGAGGAUGCAGGGGUUGACGGAG